UUCUGUGCUCGCACGCUGCACAGACUAAUUUAGUCGCGAAUGAAUUUAGCUGUGCGAAAUUGAGUGACAUUUCAGAUCUAUAAUUCAAAAUGCAAAUAUACCUUAGAGUGUUUGGCAUAAUUUUAAUUUUCUUAUUAAAUAAAGUGAACCUUAUAACAAUGGAAGAAACGAGCUGCACUGUUUUUAGUAGUAAUAUGGAUAUACAAUGCGGUGGCUACUGCUACAAAAUUGUAAAGACUCUUCUUGAACAUGCUACUUCCGUUUAUUUAAAAGAAAAAAAAUAUACAGAAUUGGAAGCUAUAAUUCAUGAACAAAAACAAGUUAUCAAUUAUAUGGAGACACAGGAACUUAUUAUGCAGGCAAAUCUUACUUUCCAUAGAGAAACUAUUAAAAGUAAAGAUAUGCAAUUGGCGCUUCAACUUGAGCUGAUAAACUCAUACACAAGAAAUAGUGUAAGGGACAGUACUGAAAAAGAUUUGGAAAUACUUCAAUUAAAAUCUUUGAUUAAUGACAAAGACCUUCAGCUGAACAAUCUGAAAAAACAAAUUACAUCGAAGUGCUCAGUUCACGAAGAUCUAUCUAAAUCUCCUAGCUGCCAUGGCAAAUCGACUGGAGUGUACAUGAUAAAAGUUUCCGAAAUGAAGACUAUCUCCGUAGUCUGUGACUCGGACAUUGCCGGUCCCGGAUGGAUCGUAGUACUACGCCGGAUUAAUGGUGGAGUGAGUUUUAACCGAAACUGGGAGGAGUAUAAGGCAGGCUUUGGCGACCAGCAAGGAGAGUUCUUUAUAGGUUUAGAGAACCUCCAUCUACUGACGCAAUCAGAACCUCACGACUUAUAUAUAAGCCUUAUGUAUUCUGAAUCUGAAUCUCGGUUCGCCCGCUAUAGUAAUUUUCUCAUUGGAAAUGAGGGAGAAUCCUAUAAGCUAAAAAAGCUUGGAGAAUAUUCAGGAAAUGUGGGUGACGCCUUCAGAUAUCAUGAGCAUAUGAAAUUUUCAACACCAGAUCGUGAUAAUGAUUUGAGCCUGCGAAAUUGCGCCAAAGCUCUCAAUUCUGGAUGGUGGUUUCAUAAGUGUUAUACCUGCAAUCUAAAUGGAGUAUAUCAAAAGGAUAACACUGGUGAACUUGGAGUUCAUUGGAAAACAUGGCAAGGAAGAUCGAUCAAAUUUGUGCAAAUGAUGAUUAGGCCAACUUCUCAAGAAUAAGUUUGCUACCAACCAAGAAUGAUACCAUUUAACAGCACUGGUUAACUAUGGAAUACAUGAGGAAAUAUUUAGCUGGAGCUUUUUGAACAUAUAUAAAUAUGAACCGAACUUUUGAUAUGAAAUCUAUAAUUGUAGAUUUUUUAAAUAUACACAAUUUGUAUAGUUUGUUUAACGUAACUUUUCUUAAACUAUAAAUAAA
Drosophila virilis is the source of this 1401-nucleotide messenger RNA. The record is from RefSeq and is a predicted model, not a curated record. Lineage: Eukaryota; Metazoa; Arthropoda; Insecta; Diptera; Drosophilidae.